Molecule: messenger RNA, 1734 nt
Organism: Aureococcus anophagefferens
Lineage: Eukaryota; Pelagophyceae; Pelagomonadales; Pelagomonadaceae
Exons: 2
Source: RefSeq, a predicted model, not a curated record
AUGCGCACCACCGCGCUGUUCGUCGCAUCCCUCGCCGCGUGCGCCUCCGCGCUCUCGACGACGAAGAACCAGCGCGCGCCGUCUCUCGCUUUGAAAGGCGAAUCGACCGCCGCGCUCAAGGAGCAACUGCGGCGCACGGCCGCGCCGACGCAGAACGGCGUCGGCGCGUCGGAGCGCACGGUGCUCACCGUCGAGGCCAUCGCCGCGGAGCUCGAGAGCCGGCGGGACCUCGACGCGUUCCCCGCGCUCGAGGGCGCGCACGAGCUCGUCUUCUCGACGUCGACGGGCGCGAGCAGCGGCAAGCUCGGCCCCUUCGUCGGCCACGUCACGCAGACCUUCCUCGACGAGAAAACCUUCGUCAACGCCGUCGAGCUCGGGCCUUUGAAGGUCGCGCUGACCGCGCGCCGCGAGCCGCUCGACAUGUCCGGCUGGACCUACCGCGUGACCUUCGAGUCCAUGGGCCUCUCGCUCUUCGGCGUCGAGGUAGGGAGCAAGCCCAUCUCCGGCGGCGGCACCUGGAACAUCCGCUACGUCGACGACGACCUCCGCAUCAUGGACGCGCCGUCGCUCUUCGUGCUCUCGCGGCGACGGGACACCGCGAAGAGCCCGACGCUCCUGGACGCGCUCCUCCUCGAGCGCGCGGACCGCGUCGAGCUCUCGGCGGACAAGGAGGCCGUGCGGAACACGAACGCGCACCGCGGCGCCGAGGUGCGCAUCGACGCCUUAGCGACCGAGGCCGAGGCCGACCGGAAGAAGACGUCCGACCUCGACGCGGCCCUGGCCGAGGUCGGCAAGAGAGCUGAGAAAUUGGAACACCGCGCGAGUACGAUGUCCGCGCGGCUCGACGCGGCCGCGGGCACGGCGCCGGGCCCGUCGUCGUGGAAGGACGACGUCGACGACGUCGACGACGUCGUGGAGACGGUCAUGGCGCUCCAGGGCGAGGUCGCGCGCAUCGGCGCGGCCGUCGCGGUGACGAACAACUUGAUGGACCGGACGGCGAACGAGAUCAUGAUGCGCUUCCCCUACAAGGACGAGGUCGCGGCGAUGCACCAGCUCGCCGAGGCCGACGUGCCCGAAUCCCUCGAGGACGUCGCGUCGGGCGUCGACCUGUCCCUCGCGCCCGCGGCCGCGCCGGGCGCCGCGCCCGCGCCCGCGCCGCAGGGCAGCGACGGCGAGUCCGUCUUCGGCGUCGACGACUUCCUCGACGGCUUCGGCGAGGCGCCGGCGCCGUCGCCCUUCGAGGCUACGCCGCCGACCGUGAGCGCCAAGGCCGUCACGCAGAUGGAGCGGUCCGCGACGGAACUCGAGAAGUCGCUCGAGUACCUCAUGCUCCGCAUGCCCGCGCCGAACACCAUCGCCUUCGACGGCAAGCCCGUGGGCCUGCCGCCCUACGCCGAGAAGAAGCUCGCGUGGGUCGUCAGCGAGGUCAAGAAGCUCGGCGGGAGCCCGAGCAAGUGGGGCGGCGCGUCGUUCGACGACGACGACGAGACGCGGGACGGCGACUCGUUGGCGGAGGACGACAAGGAGCGCAAGUCCCUGAAGAAGCGCCUGGCCAAGGUCGAGCGGGCCGUGCGCAAGCUCGUCGACCGCGCCCCCGGCGACGCGUCGUCCUUCGCGUCCGACGCGAUGAGCCUCGGCUCCGCGGAGACGGCGAAGAUCGUCGACGCGCGCUUCGAGCAGGCCAUGCUCGCGACGCGCCAGGUCGCGGAGAACCUGCAGAAGCUCCGGUCGACG